This is a messenger RNA of Hyaloscypha bicolor E, 626 nucleotides long. RefSeq lists its product as uncharacterized. Lineage: Eukaryota; Fungi; Ascomycota; Leotiomycetes; Helotiales; Hyaloscyphaceae. The record is from RefSeq and is a predicted model, not a curated record. The transcript has 3 exons. The annotation marks the transcript as partial.
AUCAAUCCUUACUCACUCUCGUCGUCUAGCAUAUAGGCUUUUGUGCACGUCGUCGAAGUGUUGAUUCUGCCAUCGUUGCCAUCGAAACAUCAUGUCUGACAAUCUCAUGAACGAGGCUCAGGCAGUUAUGGACCGCGACGAGUCCAUGUUGGAUGAUGCCCCAAAGUUGCCAGCCCGAGGCCAAGAGCAACUAAAGUCGAGCCGCCGAAUUCGAAAUGACGAGAAGUGGAAAUCACUCAAGGACGAGAUUUACCGGAUCUAUAUGAUAGAGGACAAUACCCUCCAAAACACGAUGAGUACAAUUUUUGAGCAACAUGGCUUCGAAGCAAGCGAGAGAAAGUGGAAGGACAAGCUCAAGGAGUGGAAUUUCGACAAAAAUAUUUCGAGUCGUGAUAUGAGCAUCGUCGUCGCAAAGUCAGACAAGAGAGCCAGAGAUAAUGGCAAAGAGACAGUUUUCUUCCAUGGCGAGACCCAGAUUACACGACAGAGAAUUGAGCAGUUCAAGAGAAGGAAGAUAUGGAAGGCUGCUGAACCUGUAUCCCCCGGUGCUGAUACACCUUUUAACAUCACGUACCAUACUCCCGGUCACGACAUUGCAGACGAUCCUGCGGAGCUUUCACCAAUAG